Messenger RNA from Annulohypoxylon truncatum, 2127 nucleotides. RefSeq names its product glycoside hydrolase family 16 protein. Lineage: Eukaryota; Fungi; Ascomycota; Sordariomycetes; Xylariales; Hypoxylaceae. Gene Ontology annotation, biological process: fungal-type cell wall organization; carbohydrate metabolic process. The coding region runs from base 186 to 1712 and encodes 508 amino acids. The record is from RefSeq and is a predicted model, not a curated record. Gene Ontology annotation, cellular component: fungal-type cell wall. Gene Ontology annotation, molecular function: hydrolase activity, hydrolyzing O-glycosyl compounds; glycosyltransferase activity. The transcript has 2 exons.
GAGUAUGCAGUCAAGGAGAUAGUCCCAGAGGCAAGCUCCGACAGUCAUUAAACAAAGGACAGAAAUCAACACGUUCUUUCUGCGCCGUACCUCUUUCUAAUAAGACGCCUAAGCUUCAAGUCCAAUUAUUGAAUUGCUGCUUAAUUUGCCAUAAUACGAGGGCUCGCCCUCGAUAAUUCGUCACGAUGUCGACUCGUUCGUUCUUGGUGGCAGCCGCCUCGUUGCUCUCGCUUUUCGUGUAUCCCGUCGCUGGCCAGCUCACCACCAGUUGCAACCCUCUUAAUGCGACUUGUCCGGCGGAUCCAGCUCUCGGAACGACGCACACGUUUUACUUCAACGCCACGCCGCCUGCGGGUACGUUUAAUACGACUGCCGGAACCGUCGACUAUAACUACGACACUGGAGCCGCUUUCACGAUCAGCAAGAAAGGCGAAUCACCCACCCUAAUAUCGAACUUCUACUUCUUCUUCGGCAGGACAGAGGUGUUCCUGAAAGCAGCACCCGGAACCGGAAUCAUCAGCUCCAUCGUGUGGUCUUCUGAUGUUCUCGACGAGGUCGACUGGGAGUUUAUGGGAGGGAAUACCACGCACGUGUCGACGAACUAUUUCGGAAAAGGAGAACCCGACUUCCACAAUGCAGAUUACCAUCCAGUCAAUGGCGGAGUCCAGGACGACUACCAUAAUUACACUUGCGUGUGGACGAAGGAUCAACUCGAAUGGUAUAUCGACUCCCAGCAUGUCCGCACGCUCCUUGCGACGGAUGCCAACAACACGUUGAACUAUCCUCAGACGCCGAUGAAGCUCAGUCUUGGUAUUUGGGCGGGCGGUGACCCGGACCAGCCUCAAGGGACGAUUGAAUGGGCCGGUGGUGUUACGACCUACUCCGAGCCAUACACGAUGUACGUGAAGAGUGCUCUAGUACAGGAUUAUUCCACCGGAAAGGAGUACUCCUAUGGUGACCAUACUGGUACUUGGGAAAGUAUCAAGAUCGCUAGUGGUAACUCAACCGCGGUUGAGAACAUCAAUAAGCAGCCAGAGAAGUCGCUCUCCGAGAAAUGGAACGACCUCCCGUCUAGCACGAAGAACGGCGUCUAUGCCGCAGCCGGCGGAGUGGGUGCCAUUGCUUUCAUUGCCCUCGUCGUCUUUGGCGUGAGGCAGAGACGCCGCGGCAAGCAGGAGGCUGCCUUAUUAGCACAGCGACAGGAGCAGGAACGAGUUGAGCUGGAGAGGUUUAAGAGAGAGGGGAGGGACCCCGACGCGCUGGCCUUCGACGGAACCGAAUACAAAGGCGCGAUGGCCACCUCAGCAUACGCCGUGCCUGACUCGCCUCCCGGAAGCGCUGCGGGCCCACCUGAGAAAGCGUGGGACCCGACUGGCCCAAGUGCUGGCGCUGUCGGUGCUGCCAUGCCGCUUCUCCGUGAUGACGCGAUGAGCCAGCGCAUUGGCAGUCCUGCUCCAGGCUCAGCCGGACCGCAGCGUAAUAAUAGCUUUCCCGCACCCAUUCGCACGCAGAGCCCUGGUCAACCACCUCAGAUCCCAGCCCCUACGCCUAUAUCGCCCGUAAACCGGACCUUUUCACCCUCCAACGCCUCCAUGCGAAUGGGUUCCCCGGGGCCUCAGGCUGGCGGGUACGGAUCGCCCAGAAUAAACAGUCCCGCACCCGGCCACGGUCCUGGUAGUCCUGCUUCUCCCAGACCUGGUUACGCGCGGUGAUGACAACCGAAGCAGUGGUGGUUGGUGACUGGGGGGAUUUUCCUUGUUUUUAGUUACCGCGUGGGGGCCGACCAACAAAGUCUAACCAAAAUAAGUAGUUGGAAGUAACUCCAGUUAGUGCUUUAUUUAAAAAAAGAGAAGUUGGGAAUGCGCUGUAAAGGAGAAGACGCAGAGUCUCAUUCCAUCUUCGGCUGGCAACGAUAGGUUUACGAGGUCUUUAAUCUUCGAAUACCCGAUACUUGGAUAUAUUAGCAUUUUGUUUGGUAUUUUAGACGGUACGAUGUAAUGCGAUUUUCUGCGCCUAAUUUCCAGUAAUCAGCUGCACAUGGCCUUGUUGGUCAGCUAAUACCGCCUACGGGGAUCCUAUAUUGGUUUUACAUCGACGCAAAUGCCUGGGUAGAGUAUGGUGAUCUAC